Molecule: messenger RNA, 4343 nt
Organism: Acanthopagrus latus (yellowfin seabream)
Lineage: Eukaryota; Metazoa; Chordata; Actinopteri; Spariformes; Sparidae
Gene: mybpc3
Product: myosin binding protein C3
Exons: 32
Coding region: 112-3891 (1259 amino acids)
Molecular function (GO): protein binding
Source: RefSeq, a predicted model, not a curated record
UUCAGGAAAGGAGAGGAGGGGGCUUCACCACUAUUAAAGGCAUGAAGAUUGAGACAGAGAGCAGACUGUUAGGAUCUGAGUCAGGCUGUGGAGGAGAGGAGCUUGUUCAAGAUGCCAGAACCGGUCAAGAAAGCAGUUUCAGCAUUUGCCAAGAAACCAAAGACUCAGGAGGCAGAGGAGGGCUCCUCUGUGGUCUUCACUGCAGAGACCGAGAAGCCUGAUGCUAAAGUAAAGUGGCAAUGCAACUCAAAGGACAUUGCCAAUGGCAACAGAUAUGUGAUCGCAGCUGACGGAAACAAGCACUCCCUCACAAUACAAGCUAUUACCAAGGAAGAUGCCAAUGUCUAUGCAGUGAUUGCUGGGGGGUCAAAGGUCAAGUUUGAGUUGAAGGUCGUAUCAAAGCCAGAAGCCCCGGCUGAGGCCCCUGCAGAGUCCACUGCAGAACCACAACCAGCACCAGCACCGGAGCAGAACCCGGCUCCGCCUCCAGCAGAAACACCCACUGUGGACCAGACUGCUGCCCCACCUCCAGAUGCUCCCCCAGCUGAGGACGGACAGCCUCCAGACACCAGACAGGACCUGACUGGACUCUUUACAGAGAGACCCCAGAGUGGAGAGGUCACUGUGGGUGGAAACAUCACGUUUGUGGCCAAAGUGAAUGCUGAGUCAUUGCUGAAGAAACCAACCAUUAAAUGGUUCAAGGGGAAGUGGAUGGACCUCGCUAGCAAGUCUGGGAAACACCUGCAGCUGAAGGAAACAUACGACCGCAACUCAAAGGUCUAUACCUUUGAGAUGCAGGUCAUCGCAGCCAAGGCUAACUUUGCUGGAGGUUACAGAUGUGAGGUUUCAUCCAGGGACAAGUUUGACAGCUGUAACUUUGAGUUAACUGUACACGAGGCUUGUGUCACUGAGGGUUUUGACAUAAGAGCAGCUUUCAGGCGCACUAGCACGGAUGGAAAAGAAGACUCUGGGGAGCUGGACUUCAGUGCCUUGUUAAAGAAGAGAGACAGUUUCUUAAAAAACUCCAAUCGAACCGUGCAGGUGAGCAGCUCCGAGCCUGAAGUGGACGUGUGGGACAUCCUCAGCUCUGCUCCUGCUUCGGAAUAUCAGAAGAUUGCUUUUCAGUAUGGCAUCACUGACCUGAGAGGCAUGCUCAAGAGACUGAAGAAGAUGAAGAAAGAGGAGAAGAAAAGCGAAGCUUUCCUCAGGAAGUUGGAUCCUGCAUACCAAGUGACAAAGGGACACAAGAUAAAACUGGCCAUCGAGGUCGCCAAUCCAGAUGUUGAUGUGAAAUGGCUGAAGAACGGACAAGAGAUUCAUCCAACUGGAAGCAAGUACAUCUUUGAGAGUGUUGGCAACAUGCGCUACCUCACCAUCAACCACUGCUCCCUGUCAGAUGAUGCAGCGUACAGCUGUGUGGUGGGAGAGGAGAAAUGCACCACUGAGCUCUUUGUUAAAGAGCCUCCCAUCCAGAUUGUGAAGAAUCUGGAGGAUCAGAUGGUGAUGAAGGGUGAGCGGGUGGAGUUAGAGUGUGAAGUCUCGGAGGAAGGAGCCAAUGUUAAAUGGGAGAAAGACGGCGUUGAAUUGACAAGAGACGAGUCUUUCAAGUAUCGCUUUAAGAAAGACGGCUGCAAACAUGUCCUGAUCAUCAACGAGGCCACGAAGGAAGACUGUGGCCACUACAAGGUUAAAACAAAUGGUGGCGAGUCGGUGGCUGAACUCCUGGUGCAGGAGAAAGAGCUGGAGGUCUACCAGAGCAUCGCGGACCUCACAGUGAAGGCGAAGGACCAGGCGGUUUUCAAGUGCGAGGUGUCGGAUGAGAACGUGAGGGGGACCUGGUACAAGAACGGCGUAGAAGUCAAAUCUGACACCAGAAUAAAUAUCACACAUAUUGGCAGGAUCCACAAGUUGACGAUUGAUGAAGUCAAACCAGAGGAUGAGGGAGACUACACUUUUGUGCCAGAUGGCCACGCUUUCAACCUUUCCGCUAAACUCAAUUUCUUGGAGGUGAAGAUCGAUUACGUGCCACGCCAAGAUCCGCCUAAAAUCCACCUGGACUGUAUGGGCCGCACUGCUGAGUCAACCAUUGUGGUUGUGGCUGGCAACAAACUGCGUCUGGAUGUGCCCAUCACCGGGGACCCUGCUCCCACAGUGAUCUGGACCAAAGGAGAGAAGGUCGUCACAGAGGGAGACGGUCGGGUCCACGUUGAAACCACCAAAGGACACUGUGUCUUCACCAUCGAGGGGGCUGAGAGGCAGGACGAGGGAGUCUACUCUGUGGUGGUUCGAAACCCUGCAGGCGAGGACACUGCAGAUAUCAACGUGAAAGUUGUCGACGUGCCUGAUCCUCCCGUGGCUGUCAGAGUCGUCAGCGUGGGAGAGGAGUCCUGCAUCGUCCAGUGGGAUCCUCCUCUGUUUGAUGGAGGGCAGCCAAUCAUUGGCUAUGUGCUGGAGAGGAAGAAGACGAAGAGCUACAGGUGGAUGAGGCUGAACUUUGACCCUUACCCUGAAACAACCUAUGAAGCCAAGCGGAUGAUUGAAGGAGUGGCGUAUGAGAUGCGCGUGUACGCUGUCAACAGCAUCGGCAUGUCUCGUCACAGUCUGUCCUCGCAUCCUUUCGUGCCCGUCGCCCCGACAAGCGAGCCCAUCGGACUGUGCGUGGACGACAUCAGCGACACUUCCAUCUCGCUGAAGUGGCGUCGGCCUGAGAGGAUCGGCUCGGCAGAACUCGAGGGUUACGGGGUCGAGUACUGCAAGGAGGGCACGGAUGAAUGGUUACCAGCCAUCGAGGGUCUGACUGACCGGACGUCGCUGACCGUCAGAGGUCUCACCACCGGAGACAAGCUGCAGUUCCGUGUGCGAGCCCACAACAUGGCGGGACCCAGUGCUCCCGCCACCCUGGCUCAACCCGUCACCAUCAGAGAGAUAAUGCAACGGCCUAAAAUCUGGCUCCCCAGGAAUCUCCGACAGACUCUCAUCAGGAAAGUGGGAGACACUGUCAACCUUGUGAUCCCAUUCCAGGGUAAGCCUAGGCCACAGGUGACAUGGAGCAAAGAGGGGGAGCCUCUGAAGCCCCCAUUCGCCAGUGUGAGGAACAGCGAGGUGGACACCAUCCUCUUCAUCCGCAAGACAGAUCGACAGCACUCGGGGAAGUAUGAUCUGCGGGUGCAGAUCGAGAACGUUGAAGACACGGCGUCUGUCAUGCUGCAGGUUGUCGACCUCCCAGGACCGCCUGAGGCUCUGAAGAUCAUGGAUGUCUGGGGCUUCAAUGUGGCACUUGAGUGGAAGCCGCCUAAGGACAACGGUAACUGUGAAAUAAGUGGUUACACCAUCCAGAAAGCUGACAAGAAGACUAUGGAGUGGUUCACGGUCUACGAACAGUACCGGCGAACCAACUGCGUCGUGUCUGACCUCAUCAUGGGGAAUGAGUACGUCUUCAGAGUCUACUCCAUCAACCUGGUGGGCCUCAGCCAGGACCCCUGCAACACUAAAGACAGCGCUUACAUCCAGAAAACAGGUAUUGUGUACAAGCCGCCAAGCCACAAGGACCAUGACUUCUCAGAGGCUCCCAAGUUCACACAUCCUCUGGUGAACCGCUCCAUCAUAGCCGGAUACAAUGCCACCCUCAGCUGCUCCGUCAGAGGAAUACCAAAGCCCAAAGUGACCUGGUACAAGAACAAGAUGGACAUCUCUAACGAAGCCAAGUACCGAAUGCUCAGCAAGCAGGGUGUCCUGACGCUGGAGAUCCGCAAGCCCUGUCUGUUCGACGGAGGAGUGUAUACAUGCAAAGCGGUGAACGACAGCGGCGAAGACAUAGUGGAGUGUAAACUGGAGGUUCGCCCUCAAGUUGCUAAAGAGGAAAAGAAAGAGGCAAAGAAGCGAGAGGACUGAGCUGCUCACUGAAGAAGACGGGAUCGAUUUGUCUCCAUCACCUCCUGCAUGUUGGCUGCUUUGUGUCCUGAGAAACUCCUCAUUUGCUUCACAAACUGUUUGGCCCACAAUCUUUUUUUUUUUUUUUUUGAUUAUUGUCCUACUUUUCUUCUGAAACCAUCUUGCAUCUGCUCUUCCUCACUGUCAUGUUUCAUGGUCCACCAUGUGUGUCACCGGAUUACUGGUCACCUGAAGUGACGAGAGCUCAAGUGUGAAGUCAAGUAUGUAUGUUUUAUUUGAUAAGUAACACUAUUCUGUACUCGUUUCCAAGAGUCAAAGAAAGUAGCAAUGUUCAUGAGAUUAAUUUAUGAUUUGUCACCUGACUUGUUUCAGCUGAUGACAGAAUGGAUUACGAUGUUUUGGUUUGUUUGUGUGCAUCCAAAGGUCAAUAUAAAUGCUUCAAAAACACAAGA